UAUUUUAUUUGAUUAUUAUAUUACUUUGCUGUGUAACUUUCAUGGAUAAGCAAGUCAGAUUAUUAUUAUUAUUAUUAUUAUUAUUAUUAUUAUUAUUAUUAUUAUUAUUAUUAUUAUUAUUAUUAUUAUUAUUAUUAUUAUUAUUAUUAUUAUAUUUUAUUUUCUGUUUGACAAUUACCAUAAUUACUGUCACUAUAACCACUAAUUUAUUUUGUUGUUGUUCUUUCCCUCUUGGUUCUUUUCCAUAUUAUUUAUUUAUUUAUUUAUUUAUUUAUUUAUUUAUUUAUUUAUUUAUUUAUUUAUUUAUUUUUACAUUUUUUACCCUUUUCUUCUUCUUCUCUUCUUCUUCUUCUUCUUCCUCUUCUUUCUCUCUCUCUCUUUACCUUUGAUUCCCAAAAAUGGCUUUCUUCCAGUCAGUUUGUUAUUUUGCUCUAUACCCAGCAGCAAUUUAUAACAAUAUGUGUAUAUAUCGAAACGGCCCCUGUGUAAGCGGGACAAAGAGAACUUCCGGGUCAGGCCAUAUGUUUCACAAAAAAAACAAAAUCGAAAUUGAACAGUCGUUAUCUGUUUUUUUCUCCGAUGUUGUUUGUGCAUAACAUCGGAGAUAGUAACCGUUAUUCGACGGUUACCUAAUUUCUCGUUCGUUAUCUAAUUUCUUGUUGUGAUUUAAUAAACAAACAAAAAAACAAACAAAAAAAACCGUGUCUGAUUUUAUUUUUUUGUUUCAUACAAAGAAACUGGCUCCCUCAAUAUACACGGAGCUAGCUCCCUUCCCCUGCUCUGUGACGCGCCUUCCUCUGAGCUCCACGGUCCGUUACUCAGCAAUGCAAUAAAUGCAGCGACACAACUUCUCUAACCCACGCAUUGCAGAAAGCUUUGGUUUCAUGGCAUCCGCUCUUACAGCUUCCCAGACAGAAGCAUUUAAUCCACUAUCAGAAACCGAUUAUUUUUUAUUUAUGUAUUGUAUUAGAAUUUCAAACAUUUCUAAGAGAACGAAGACACACAUCAGACACACACGUAAUUCUGGCUUGGUAUGUCUUGGCUUGGAUUUAAAAUUUACUCAAUUGCUAAUGUCUGGUCGUAAGGUAAUGUGCCAGUUCCAUACUCUGAAAACUUACUAAAGGUGUCCUGCACUGUAAACAGCAUCCUCGACUGCAAAGAGAGAAGUGCAGAUCGGAAGGAGGCCGUAGCUAAUGUUAGCAAUAUUUGGAAGCGUGACCAACACGGACAGUUUUUGCAACGCUUGUAAUUUUAGGCGUUGCAAAAAUUACAGCAACGCCUAAAACUACAGGUAAAUUUGAAUACAAUUCUGACUACACAAACCCAAAACUUAGAAUCAGAAUUGUAGUCUGAACUGUUUGACUACAAUUCUGAAACGGCGCAGAAAAUACACGUCAUGGUACACAAUUUCUCCUGCUCGCUGAAUCCAGGCGAAGGGGAGAAAGCCCAGACUGUGUUGUAAACGAGAUUUUUUUUUUCAGCAAGUGCAAAGGAAAUCACUGUAGACGAUGGCCAGGCUAACAUACUGCCUUCUUCGACGUUAUUACGUCACUCCCAACCGUUAUUUGACCUUAUUUUUGUCUUUUCACGUGAGCCUAUUUAUAGCGUAUCUUUCAAAAACGAAUUUGCCCUUGAUCACGUCGUGAACUAUGACGUCUUGUCACCAAGGCCAGAAGCCUUUAAUACGUCAUAGUCACUGGCUUAAUGUAACCAACUGUAAUUCGAAUUUACUUCAUUUCUGUUGGAAAAUACUCCCAGAAAACAUCAGGAACAAUCUGCUGUUUUAAGACAAAAAGCUGUUGAAAAAUAGCAAAGUUUGAAACAUAAGAUAGCUUCGAUAGAGAACUAAGGAAAGAAGAUGAAGCGGAUAAAUCAAAUGUGUUCUGAGGAUCAGCUAGACACUUUUGAAAACCAACAGGUGCAUGCUGCUUUCAAAGAAUUACAAAAUGAAGUUUCACAAAUUGCUAUCUCUCCAGAGACCAGAAGCGUAGGAUCAACUGAUACUGAAGGAAGCCAGUCAAAAUCAUUUCCUUUGAAACGGAUAAAGUCGUCAAUGGGAAAUUCAGCAGGACAACAUCGUAGUCCAGUGAAUUGUGAUGCGGCAGACACUUAUGAAAACCAAGAUGUACGCAGUAUCCUCAAAAAAUUACAAAGUCAGGUUUCAGAUACUUCCAUCUCUCCAGAGACCCAAAGCUUAGAAUCAGCUGCCAGUGACAGUGACCGGUUAAAAUCAUUUCCUCGACAAACGAUUCAGUCCUUAGCAAAAAAUGUGACAGGACAACAUCCUAAUCCAGUAAGUGGUAGUGUGCCAGGGACCUUUGAAAACCACGCGGUACGCACUGCCUUCAAAGAAUUACAAAACCAGGCUUCAACUAUUUCCAUCCCUCCACAAACCCAAAACUUAGAAUCAGCUAUCCUUGAUGAUGGCCAGUUAAUCUCAUCUCCAAAUAAAGUGAUUAAGUCCUUAGCUGAAAAUGUGGCAGGACAACAUCCUAAUCCAGGUCCUUGCAGUGUGCCAGGCACUUUUGAAAACCAAGAGGUACGCGCAGCCUUCAAAGAAUUACAAAAUCAUGUCACAAAUAUUUCCAUCUCUCCAUAUACCCAAAGCUUAGAUUCAGCUGACUUUGAAAAAAGCCAGUUGAAAUCAUUUCCUGGAAAAGCGAUUAAGUCUUUUAUAAAAAAUGUAUCAGGACAACAUUUUACUUCAGUACCUUGUACUGCCUCUGUGCAAGUUCCUUCUCCAGAAAAUUAUACUGCCUCUGUUCAAGUUCCUUCUCCAGAAACUGGACCCUGUGUACAAUUUCAUUCUCCAGAACCGGGUACUGCCUUUGAACACGUUCCUUCAGCAGAGAAGUCUUCUCUCUUUAAAUUCUUUAAGAGGCCUGCUACUGGAACCAUUCCUUCAAAGCUCAGCAGCAUUGGCAGAAAACAUCAUCACUGUCACACCCCCAACAUUUUGGAUCAGGGAACCAGCAAACCAGAAGUAGCUGCUCAGGCUGGGCAACCAGGAGUAGAUCCUACAGCACACAUUAAAGACAGGGCAGGUCAAGACAAGCAAGAGAAAGGAAUACAAUGUUUUGAGCACGGCAUUGCUCAGGGAGAAGAUGAUUGGACUGACUGCUUUUGGAAAAAUACCCCCGUGAUUCUAAACGACUGCUGCUGAGGGAACAGUCUACUGUUCUGAAGAGGCGUCUCUCCAUUUACCUGUCAGCUCACUUAGGCAUUCAAAAAUGUAAUGAAAUUGAUCGGAAACUAAACUCAGAUUACUAUGCUAAGGUCAUAGUUAACAACCUUCUAGGGAUUUAUGGUUCACCAAGAACGCUGAUAAAAGCAGCAGUUAUUCCAGACAGCAACUUCUGCGAUGACUUUGUAGCAUUUGUUGGAUGUGAACUUGUAAAAACGAGAGCAUACAAGAAAUAUGCUAUGUUUAAAAAGAUGCUUUCGCCUUUCAAAAAAGCCUACAAUUGGACUUAUGAUCAGUUCGCUCCAGCCACACAGGUGAUGUUAGAUCUCAGUUGUUGUGGAUUUGCUUUUAAAAAAGACGGUGAAGAUUAUUAGGAGGAUAACAAAAUAAAUCCUCAUUUCUAUUUUCAUAGAAUUUUUUAUUCUAUGGUAGAGGUUUUUUCCUGUUAAAACAGAGUUUUCCCUCUUAUGUGAUGUUAGAUAGA
Gambusia affinis (western mosquitofish) is the source of this 3668-nucleotide messenger RNA. RefSeq lists its product as uncharacterized. Bases 1859 to 3163 code for a protein of 434 amino acids. The transcript has 2 exons. The record is from RefSeq and is a predicted model, not a curated record. Lineage: Eukaryota; Metazoa; Chordata; Actinopteri; Cyprinodontiformes; Poeciliidae.